GCGCGCACUCUGUCAGCCCCUCGCGCGCGCCCACGCGACUGGCCCCCGCUUUUUCUCCCCUCAAACAGCAAGGAGCAGGGCGCAUGCGCGGCGCUGCUCCCUGAGGAGAAGGGAGGCUGAAGGAGGUCGAGAGAUUGUGAGGGAGAAAGAAAGAAGCGGCGGGAUGGAGCCUCGCUCGACAGACUGACCGAAGGAAGGCCACCUUUCCCUCCUCUGUGGCUUGUGACCCCCCGGGGACCCCUUUCUCCCCCUUCCCUGAGAUAUACUGCACUUGGUCGGGGUUGUCUCCUGGUUGAGAGGCCUUCCAGCAUGUCCCAGCUGUGUCGCCUGGUCGCUUACCUGCAGGAUCCAGAGAAAGUUGCCACUUUCCAGCGGCUCUGCGGCGUGGAAGCACCCCCAAGCUGGGGCCCUGGCUUCUCAGCCCAUACGGAAGAAUCGGAGACCCUGGUGGCCAAUGGAAGCUGUCCCACUGGCCAGGCGGAGGGCGAAGGGGCAGACCGACACCGGUUCCCUGGGGCCUCCAAGGUGGACGAGAAGGGCGAGGGGUGUCACUUGAAUGGCAUGAAGAAUGGGGUGUUGUCUGUGGAAGACUGUGCUGUGGAAUCUCAGCAAGAAAUGAAGAAAGAAAAGCAGCAGGGCUGGGUUUUCAAACGGCAGCCUCGGCGCAACUCUCUCACUGGAGAAUCUGUAUGUCAGGACUUCUCAAUCCACAGCCCCCUUCUUUAUUACCUGUUCAGCCUGGGUACAGAGCUGGGCAAUGAACUUUUCUACAUCCUCUUCUUCCCCUUCUGUAUCUGGAAUCUGGAUGCUUGGCUGGGCAGGAGACUCAUCAUCAUUUGGGUUUGGGUCAUGUACCUGGGCCAGUGUACCAAGGAUGUUAUCCGUUGGCCAAGGCCUGCUUCCCCACCGGUGGUGAAGCUGGAGAUUUUCUACAACUCAGAGUACAGCAUGCCCUCUACUCACGCCAUGUCGGGCACUGCCAUCCCCUUGGCUCUUCUUUUGUUCAGCUAUGGACGGUGGCAGUAUCCUUUGAUGUAUGGACUGAUUCUUGCCAUCGCCUGGUGUUCACUGGUUUGUUGCAGUCGAAUAUAUAUGGGAAUGCAUUCUAUUCUGGAUGUCAUUGCUGGAUUCUUUUAUGCAAUCCUCAUUUUGGCUGUCUUCCUUCCAGCUGUGGACCUAGUUGACAGCUUCAAUUUAACCUGCAAGUACGCGCCACUUAUUAUCAUCAGUCUCCAUCUGGCCUUGGGGAUUUUCUCCUUCACUCUAGACACCUGGAGCACAUCACGAGGGGACACUGCUCAAAUCCUGGGUUGUGGUGCAGGAGUUGCAUGUGGUUCUCAUGUCAAUUACCUGUUGGGUCUAAUGCCAGAUCCUUCCACAGAGAUGCUUCCAAUCAUGACUCCCUCUUUCACUGUAACUAUCUUGGGAAAAGCCAUGCUGCGGUUAUUGAUUGGAGUGGUGCUUCUAUUGCUAAUAAAAACUGGCAUGAAGAAGAUUACCAUCCCACUGGCUUGUAAAAUCUUCCGUAUUCCUAGUGGUGAUAUCCAACAAGCUCGGCAGCGUAUGGAGGUUGAACUGCCUUACCGCUAUUUCACCUACGGAAUGGUCGGAUUCUCACUGAUUUUCUUGAUUCCAUCCCUGUUUCUCGUAAUGGGACUGUCUUGAUGCUGGUAUUUUUUUUUGGUGUGGGAAAAAGAGAAACUGAAUGACUUGAGAGUUAUAGAGGUGUUCUACUGUACUGUCUCUGUUUAAAGUAAUGCCAGGCAGAGAGACUCAAAUCUUUUCUGCCAAGGUAAAGACUUAGCAACGUUAGGUCCCAGAGAAAUGCCAUGUCUAGUCUUGUAACAAAAUGUAUUAUGUGUGUGAGUGUAUAAUGAUGUCUUAGACUAUAAAUGUACCCCCUUUCUCUCAAUUUGAAUAUGUUAAAACAGAUGUUUAUAACUGAUCCAGAAAUUUCCUCUAUGGUCAGUUUAAGCCAUUGCAUAUUAAAUUAUUUGUUUCUUUGGACCAUAAACCACUACAAAGGAAAAGUUUGUUUUCUUUGUACCACUGCACUCCCAAAUGUUUUAUGCAGGAAGGAAGCUAUUCUAUUGGAUCAAAUUUUAAAAGAGAUCUAGCUUAGAAAAAUGGCAUUUUAGAUACUUAGCCAUUUACAGAACAAUUUAAAUUUGUAAAUAUAUACCAGUUACAUCCAGGUACUGUAUUUUUAUUUUUGGCUUGAUAAUUGUGCCUUUUUGUUGCUAAAUUAAAAAGCACCAUAUACUGUGAUGUGUAUAUACAUAUAUAUUAUAUAUAUAAAAGCCCAUGACUAUUUUAAAUUUUUACUGAAUUAGGCUGAUAUUUUAAAAUGUGACUAGUUGCAUAAUUAACAAAGUAAAGAUAUUAUCUUCUGCAUCAAAAAUAUUAAAAGGAAUGAGCUAAAACUUAUAUUGGAGUUCACUAGCUAUGAACGAAAUGCUUAAUUCCAUUUUGUAGAUAUUUUUAAGUGCUGCAUUUGUUGUUGGAAGAUCAUAUAUUUUUCUGCUGAUUUAUCUUAAUUUAUAAUAUAGCUAUGCUAUGUCCAAAAGUAUAAAAGAGGGCUAAAAUUACGAAUCUAGACAUGUAAGUGUAAUACAAGUUAAUUAUUCCCAUAUUUAAACAUAUGCAAAAGUUGCACAGCUAUGAGUUGUGAAUUGUGGUUCCUAGAUUAUCUGUCUGUUUAGUCACAUAUAAACAUCAUUCUAUGAUGUUGUCAAUUUUUCCUCUGAAGACAUACUUUACUGACCAAAGUUGGAUAUAUUGGUGGAUAUUAUAUCUAAGAUAGCACAACUUAAUGUACCUUGUGGGUGACAUGCUGGUUGGAAAAAAAACAGUGAGAGGUGGGGCUAAGCAUUGGUUUUUUGGUGAUAUAUGAGCUUGACCUUCUGGGAAUUAGCCUGAAAUAAAUACUCUGAACUGUAAGAAGCAAGACCAUAGAAGUAAGAGCAUAUUCACUCACUAUUUACUCUCAUGUAGACUUUGUCUACAUGAGAGCAAAUAAUGGAAAUAAAUAACUGUACCAUUUCUACGCAGAGCAGAAGCAGAAUUUCAGUACCAACCCCUAUCUUCAACAUGUAUACAUUCACCUAGUUAUCUGUACCAAAGGUUAUGUUUUGGGCUACACUUCCAGAAUACAGCCACAUGGCUGCCCACUUUUUCUAACUCUUAUCUCUGUGGUUCCUAAAUUCAUUCAAACUGAUUACCAGAGAACGAUCCCCCAAAAGUGCCAUCUACAGCUAGUCAAAAAUAAAUAUAUGUGUACAAUUUAUAGAUAUGCAGGGGUAUAUAAAUGGCUAAAUGGACAUUCAGUAGUCAGUACUCUGAGGUCUCAUUCUCAUUUUACAGAUGUUUUCUGUACAGCCAGUUAUGUAGACAAAGCCUUCAUUGAACUAAAAAAAAUGGCAGUAUUGAUUUAUCUUGUGUCUGUGGAAACCUCAAGGCAGUAGUGUGAAUCACAUGGCCCUUUGUAUGUUGUUGGAUUGCAACUCUCAGCAUUGCACUCAAUUGGCUUUGCUGUCUAGGCCUUGCAGUUUACCAACAUCACUACACAAUGUUCCUACCUGCCUUUCAGCCUAAAUCCAAUUGUUUUUUCCCACUUGGAGAAAACCUUUUGAAUCAUUAGCAUAUAAAUAUUAAUUUGCCAACUUUCCAGUGAUUCAAAGGGUGUGCUAUUCUAAUUAGAAGUAACAGUUUGGUUUAGGCUUCAAAUUUUUGCAACAGUGCACUUUUUAUCUUGGUGGUAUAAAUUCGCUGUUUCCAGAACAAGUUUGAAUACUGAAUAUUUUCUAGGACUUUCAUUUCUUCUUGGCUAUGCGAUUUUUGAAACUGAUUUAAUACAAGCUGUAUGGCCCACAUCUAUUAAAUCCAAUAGAUAAUGUGUUUUUAAUGCACUGGCAUAUGGUGUUCUAUUCAAGUUUUUCAGGAGUUCCUAAUAUGAUAUUUUUACCCUAAAAUAAAACUCAUAUUACAUGUCAGCUUCAUUGGUCCAUUGAGGAGAAAAGCUCAAAUCACGUUAUAUUAUUAUUAUUAGGACAACUGGGUGUCAUAAUGUUGUUGGGGUGGGGGUUGAAAUAUUGUAAAAUUCUUCAUUAGACUGGAGGUUAAAAAAAGCAGAGGGCAACAGCUUGGCAUAGCAAAGUCUGUGGCUUUUAAAAGUAUUCAGCGGACAGGAUGAGUUAUGCAGCAAUGAUUGGAUUAACCUCAUUGAACAGAUUGCAAGGUGCACCUUGGGAUACUGAGACAAGGAAGAACAUAUUCAGCAAGUCACUGUGUGCUCAUGCUUGCUUUCUCAGAAAUAAUCUUCACAGUACGACUGGGACUGUAGCAUAAACAAUCCAAAGAACAAAAGUACUCAUAUUUCUUGAGCAAAUUACAUUUUAGCAGCAUUAAAAGAUUGAAUUAGUCAUUUACAAAUGGUCAGUGGUUGGGAUGCAAGUUAGAUUCAGGUUAAAUUCCCGUGGAUUUCCCCCCAUUUUGAGUAGCAGGCACUGAACCAUGCCAAAGUGCUUUUGUAUGUUCCUUCAGUUUCAAAAAAACUAUAUCAUGGGGUUUUGAAGCGUUCAAACAAGGAAACAUCAAUGUCUUAAGUUCAUGGAAAUAGUUUCAUUAAAGCAUGUCAUCACAACCACCAAUUGCAAAUAUCGGGAAAUAAUUGAAGGGUUACUACAAUCAGAAAUAGGAAGUGUCUUUUGUAAACAGCUUAUCAUACGAUGAAGCAACAUCAGUUUAUAAUGACAGAAAAUAUGCAAUUUCAAGUUCCCUUUGACAAUAGAAUGUGCAUAAAAUUGGAUGCUUUCUAUUCCUUCUCAGAUUAAAUUCAUCUUCAAAAAGACCACAAAUCACCCAUGCCUUAUUAGAUAUUUGGACAAAAAAGUAGAAUUACUAGAUUUCAUCUUUGGGGUCCACGGGUCAACAGUGAUUCAGAAAGCGAUUGAUAAUUACAUUAUUCUGUGCUUAAAUUCAACCGUUCUUGGAAAGCAAUUGGGUUGCAGAUAUAUUUUUCUUGCAUCCUUGUAUAGUAACUGUAUUUAAUCUUAAAGGAAAGCACAGGAAUAAGAUAAAAUAAUAAUUUUAAUUUCUGGUUCUGGUUUCCAUUGAAUGGCUUGACUAUUCUAACAAAGAAUGUUGAUAUAAAUAGUUGAAAGGGCUAAACAGAGAAUGACUUUUUGAAAGUAAAUAACUUCCAAAACUAUGACUUUUUCCCCAUGUUGUUUCAAGUAGCACUAUUAUAAUCAUUAAUGCAGAAAGAAACUGUUUCACUGAAAGAACUGGUUUUAUUGGUUGGAUAUUAAUAUGUAAAUGAUGGUGUCCAAAGUUUUAAAAGCAUGCACUGUAGCAUAUUCUACUGUUACUCUGUAUUAUUUUUUACACUGCCUGUAAGUCUUUCAAAAUGAAAUAUCCCAUCCACAUUUUAAGUUUGGUCUGUAUUAUUUUGCUUUAAACUGGUACUUGGAAGUCUUAAUCAUAGAUCUCCAAUCAUUUAUAUGAUUUGAAAAUAAAAUGAAAUAUUUGAGUGUGUAA
Messenger RNA from Anolis carolinensis (green anole), 5538 nucleotides. RefSeq names its product sphingosine-1-phosphate phosphatase 1 (gene sgpp1). Gene Ontology annotation, biological process: sphingosine metabolic process. The transcript is spliced from 4 exons. NCBI's taxonomy places the organism in Eukaryota, Metazoa, Chordata, Lepidosauria, Squamata, Anolidae. The record is from RefSeq and is a predicted model, not a curated record. Gene Ontology annotation, molecular function: sphingosine-1-phosphate phosphatase activity. Bases 310 to 1665 code for a protein of 451 amino acids. Gene Ontology annotation, cellular component: endoplasmic reticulum membrane.